CCGGAAACCCAGACCCGAGAGGAAAGCCUCAGAUACCGGAGAUUAAGCGGUAGAGGCCAAAGAGAGAGAAAGAAGGGGUCGGCCUCACAAGUGUCAGCCUCGCGAAGCGAACCCCGCGCCCCCCGCGCCAGCGUGAGCCGCCGGCGGAAGUGCUGCGUCGUGCACUUCCGGGUGUUGUCUGGACGCCUCCGCCGAGAGUCUCCGGUCCCCCGGCUGCCGCCGCCGCCUCGGGUCCUAGAGCCAGGAGCGACGUCACCGCCAUGGCCGGCAUCAAAGCUUUAAUUAGUUUGUCCUUUGGAGGAGCAAUUGGGCUGAUGUUUUUGAUGCUUGGGUGUGCCCUUCCAAAAUACAACCAAUACUGGCCCCUCUUUGUCUUAUUUUUCUAUAUCCUUUCACCUAUACCAUACUGCAUAGCAAGAAGAUUAGUGGAUGAUACAGAUGCUAUGAGUAAUGCUUGUAAGGAGCUCGCCAUAUUUCUUACAACAGGCAUUGUUGUCUCAGCUUUUGGACUCCCAAUUGUAUUUGCCAGGGCACAUCUGAUUGAGUGGGGAGCUUGUGCACUUGUUCUCACAGGAAAUACAGUCAUCUUUGCAACAAUACUAGGCUUUUUCUUGGUCUUUGGAAGCAAUGAUGACUUCAGCUGGCAGCAGUGGUGAAAAGAAUUUCUGAACUAUGGUCAAGUGGACUUGUCUUUUAUUGGUCAUCCAUGCACACAGGAGAUGGGGCAAUAAUGCUGAACGGUAGAGCAAGCCUCUUAGGGGGUAUUCUAGGUGCUCCCUUCUCACUUUUAUUGUAAGCAUACUAUUUUCACAAGGACUUACUGAAGGAUUAAAAGGACUUUCUCUUUCGGAAAAACUUGAUUGAUUUCACAUUUAACUAUAGUAUGCUUUUGGUUGUGUCCUGCUGAAUUUAAAUACUUAUAUGUUUUCCCUGUUUCAUUUUCUUUUUUAAAUCAAUAUACAAUGUUAAAUACUUUUUAAGUAUAAUAACUAUUUACAUUGUUUAGGAAUUCAGAAUUCUGCUGGCUGUAUUACUGAGCUAAAGUACAUCUGUUCUCAAAAUUAUUUAACCUCCAUUAUUUCAAAAAGUUAAAAAUAAGUUUUCAGUCAGGAUCACAUUGCUCCCAAUUUUAUGCAAACCUGCAGGCCAUUGGCAUAAAUUUAUAUACUAUAUACUCAGAGCAAAUAUAGCUGCAUUUAUACCUCAGAGGGGCCAAAUACUAAUUCCCUUGCUCUCCAUAAUGUUGCUGGUUUUGCCAGUAAGCUGGUGUUUUGUGUAUUGGAAAUUAUUUUAUGAAAUUGCUAUAAAAGAAUGCUGUCCUUCUUAAUUAUUAGAAUUUAUUGUUAAACUUUAAGAUAAGAGUAUAAGAACAGAUUUUUGAGGUGUGGUUUUUAUUUAUGUUUAUUAUAGUUACAGUAGAGUAAAUUGCAUUGUGAGGAGAAAAGGUGUUGAAAUUCCAUUUUUUGAAUCCUGUUUCUAUUUAUAAGUGAAAUUUUUGAUCUUCUGUCAGCCUCUCCUGUUUAACCCUGGGUAAAAUGGACAUACAUGGAACUACUACUGAUAGGGGAAAGUUAUGUGUUUGCAUCAUAAUAUGCCAGAAAACCUUUCCCUGCUUACUCCUUUUAACUUAUUUUGUAUGUUGUAUAUAUUGAGUAAAACAGCUUUUCAAAUAUAGCGAAAUAACACUUUAAAUUAGAAGUGUUUCACUUACCUGGAAAGUAAUUGCUAUGCCAUACAUUUCAGAGUGCCCCUGCCCCGCAAGGCCUUGAUGCAGUUAGCAAGUAACUUGUUAGUCUUGCAAAUAAUUCAUGCAUUUACGACUUAAAAUUUAGACUACGGUAAAUGUAGCUUUUAUUCUCUAAAGUUCUAUAUGUAAUUUUAAAAUAUUUAAGACAGCUUUCUUGUAUACCUCUCAAGUUUUGUUUAUUUCAUCAUGAUAGAUUACUGUUUCCUUUCAGAUGACAUUUAUUGUGUGAAUUAAUGCAAGGUAGCCAAAUUCAGCUGGAUAGCAGCUUGAGUCACAAACCUGACCAAAAGACUCCUAGUAACCAGGCGUUAUAAAUUGUAGUAGCCAAUUUGCUUCUCAGAGUUAUCAGUACUAUUUUCAGAAACUAGUUAUGAAAACUUUCAGGUGAUCUGAGAAUAUUUUGUUAACCUUUGUAUGUUAAUUCAGCAUACUAUAUAAAAAUUGUUUUGCCUUCAGACAAAACAGAGUAAUCAUGACAGCUGUCUUGUUGUUUUGUAACGUUUAUUUCUCAAGAAAAUGGGAACAAUUUUUGGGUUUGUUCAGCUUUUUACUAAAGAUGCCUAACAGCCACUGGUUUUAUUGCUGAUCCCUAGUUACUUCUGGCAGUGAAAUGGGAAGCAGGAUAUGCACAGGGCUGAACCGUUUACUCAGACUAAAAAUGGCUUACGGUGUGACAUGGUCUACUAAAAGGUGAAAGUACAGGUUACACAAGAAUUAGAUGACCAGUGAUACAAUUUGGAACUCUGUUCCUGUGAUCUACUUGAUAUUUUUUUUAGAAGGUACAUUCCCCAGUCCUUUCCUGUUUUUUGUCUUAGAAUUUCAGUGCAGUACACUGUUACUGGUUUAUUCAUUUGGCUAUAGACUCUUUUUUCUAACAGUUGCAUAUUCUUUCUGUAUACUAGUUGCAUUGGCAGCAUUGUGUCUUUGACCUUGCACACUAGCUUGACAUAGUGCUGUCUUGGAUUUCUAGGCUAGUUACUUGAGGUGUGAAUCUUCCAUAGAAUAUGCACUGAUACUGCAUUGCCAUUCUUCUAUGGAAAGGAAACUUUUGAUGAUGAAACAAUAAAGAUUUUAAAUAUCUA
Erinaceus europaeus (western European hedgehog) is the source of this 2829-nucleotide messenger RNA. It is a transcript of the gene LEPROTL1, whose product is annotated as leptin receptor overlapping transcript like 1. NCBI's taxonomy places the organism in Eukaryota, Metazoa, Chordata, Mammalia, Eulipotyphla, Erinaceidae. Gene Ontology annotation, biological process: late endosome to vacuole transport via multivesicular body sorting pathway; negative regulation of growth hormone receptor signaling pathway. The record is from RefSeq and is a predicted model, not a curated record. Gene Ontology annotation, cellular component: endosome. Bases 261 to 656 code for a protein of 131 amino acids. The transcript is spliced from 4 exons.